Messenger RNA from Archocentrus centrarchus (flier cichlid), 2737 nucleotides. Its product is annotated as transforming growth factor beta activator LRRC32. Gene Ontology annotation, molecular function: protein binding. NCBI's taxonomy places the organism in Eukaryota, Metazoa, Chordata, Actinopteri, Cichliformes, Cichlidae. The record is from RefSeq and is a predicted model, not a curated record.
GAAUGGAGACUGGUGUGUGAGAACAUCCAAACUAUUUCUCAAGAAAUCCAACUUUGGGAUUGAUAGAUGGCAUUUUAGGAGGUGGGGAGAGGUCGGGGUUGAGUCUUCUUGAAGUGGAGCGCAAAACUGGACUUCCCAACCCCCUUAUAUGGCAUUUCCCCAAGAACAGUGGGAGGGGGGAAAAAGAGGCCAAGCCAUGCAGGAUAUUCUCACAGGAUGUGAAGAUGGCUGGACGGCAGCCGACUCCGUGCAGUGUGGAGAGAAGAGUCAGCUGAGACGAGGUUUUCAAUUGUGCGCUAUCGACCUGUGUGGGUGUGUGAGGAUGUGAAAUCAACAUGGUCAGGAGGCACUGUGAAGAUUAGUCAUCAGCUGAAAGUGAGCACCAUGGCCACCCUCCAGCUGCCGUUCCUGCUGUUGGUCAGCUGCGUGGCGGCAUCCGCGUAUCCUCCCCAGCAACCCCCUCCAUGCCAAGUUGUCCAGAUGGAUGUGUUUUGCAGUGAUCUGAGCCUCAGAAGUGCACCACUCAACCUUCCUGAUGUCAUCCAAAUGCUGGACCUUUCACGAAACCAGGUGCAGAAUCUCACCCAUGAAACUCUAGCAUACCACAAAUUCCGGCAUCUGAAUCUCCACUCCAAUAUCCACUUCAUCCAGCCAGGACUCUUCGAAGACAUGACUGAUCUGAAAAUCUUGGAUCUGUCCAAGAAUCAUCUGCAUGUUUUUGCCCUCUCCAAAACAAACAUCGGACCUCUUAACGCUGUAGAGUCACUGGAUCUUUCAAACAACGGCCUGUACGGGAUGUCGGAUUAUUUUCUGUCUGAUUCUCCCAAGCUGGUGAACCUUUCUCUGAACAGCAAUAGCAUCACCGAAAUAGCCAAAAAUACCUUCAGUGGAUCUUUGUCCUUGAGGAAAGUCAGCCUCCACAAUAACAUCAUCUUGAAGAUUGAAGGUGGAGCUUUUGACAUUUUAUCUCAUUUGACUGAACUUGAUUUGUCCAAGAAUUCAAUACGGUGCAUCAACAACUUCAAUCUCGACAAAUUACGAGUGCUUAAUCUCAGCCAAAACAGCUUGGAGUUAUUCCAAAGCACACAAUCAGACACUCCUUAUGAACUUCUCAUUUUUGACUUGAGUCAAAACAAGAUGGCCUUCUUUCCCCUUCUCCCAAAAAACAGCCGCCUUGAAUAUCUGGACGUUUCAAAAAACCAAAUCCACAACAUCAAAUUGAUGGGAAACUUAACUUUUAAUCACCUCAGAUACCUGGACUUGAGUUACAAUCAACUCAAAAGCAUGCCUGAAGAGUAUUUUUCCAGUAUGGGAUCACUGGAGGUCUUAAAUGUGAGUAAUAACUGCAUUACCUUGUUUUCUAUUACUGAUGAAGCCCUUCUACAGAGAGUUAAAAUAAUCAAUCUGAGCUAUAAUCCACUGCAGACUCUGACAUUUGGAGAAAACACUCUGCAGUCGCUGGAAGAGCUCUUACAAGGGAACGAUCUCACAACUCUCGACCAUCAAAUAUUCCAGAGACUCCCCAGCAUUAAAUACCUGCAUCUCCAGCAGAACAACUUUGAAGUCUGUGACUCUCAGCUAAACCACAAGGAUCCUCAGAGUUGCGUGUCCUUUUCUUCUGUUCCAAAAUUGGAGGUCUUGUACCUCUCUGAAAACAAUCUGAGGAGUCUGCCCGCAAACACCUUUGCCAACACCCCUUUGAAGGUCCUGGACCUCUCCCUGAAUCCAGGCUUGGCCAUGGACAAAGACUCCCUCUCCGGUCUAGAGCAUUCCCUGGUUCAUCUUCUCCUGAGGAAAAACAACAUUUCCAUUCUAAAAGCAGACCUGUCCUUACUGAGGAGCCUCAAAUAUGUAGACCUGUCCACCAACCAGUUGACCACUCUGCCAAUGUGGAGCAAAGAGUCCUCCAUUGAGUCCCUAAAUCUGCAGAACAACAACUUGGUAACCCUGGAGUACAGCACCAUUCUUGCUUUGAAGCACUCUCUAAAGACCCUCUACAUGGGCUCCAAUCCUCUAAGCUGCUGCAGAAACCUCAGAUUCAUCAACAUGGUGCAGCAAUCUGCUGUGGUCAUUCCUGACAUUGAGACUGUGACCUGUGUUCACGAGGAAUACUCGGAGCCGGUCAGCAUCAAGGAGGUGACCCGGGCAAUGUGCCAUGCACCAGAUGUCCCGAACUAUAUUAUUGUAGUUAUAGUGGGUUUGUUACUUGUGAUGAUUGUGUUUGCGCUGUUUGUUAAAUGCUGCCGCUCAAGAAAGCGGAAGCACAUGAGAGGUUUUAGGGCAUAAAUGUGACUGAAAGCUUCACACGCAAGGCCAUGAAGGAAUCUAGGAAACAAUUGAAGGUUUCAGUCAGAGAUAGCUGAAAAUGUGAAUGUAAUGUCUGUGAUGCCAACCAAAAGGGACAAUGUGAGGCUUUGUAUUGGGGCUACCACUAAGAAAAGCUACCACUGAUGGCUGGGACACCUGUCAAUCAAGCAAACACUCCUCAAUAGUUCGUAAAUGAAGGAAAAUAAGGCAAACUAUUUAAACAAAAACUUUAUGUGGAAAAUAAAUUUUAUCCUUUAUUUUUAAAGAGGAGUGUGGACUUCGAAAAUGGACUUUUAAAAGCCUUUCUUGUAACUUUUUGGUGUUUUUUUUAAGACACAACAGGUUUUUAAAGACUUUAUAGCAGGGGUAGGGAACUCCAGGCCUCGAGAGCCGGUGUCCUGCAGGUUUUAGAUGUUUUCCUGAUCCAGCA